Botrytis deweyae is the source of this 3204-nucleotide messenger RNA. RefSeq lists its product as uncharacterized. The record is from RefSeq and is a predicted model, not a curated record. Lineage: Eukaryota; Fungi; Ascomycota; Leotiomycetes; Helotiales; Sclerotiniaceae. The transcript is spliced from 7 exons. Gene Ontology annotation, molecular function: iron ion binding; NADPH-hemoprotein reductase activity; flavin adenine dinucleotide binding. Gene Ontology annotation, cellular component: cytosol. Bases 1 to 3204 code for a protein of 1067 amino acids.
AUGGCCGAGUUGGAAGAGAUACCUGGACCUCCUGGUCUUCCUUUCUUAGGGAACGUUUCAGAUGUUGACCCCGUCAAUUCAAUUGCUAGUCUUGAGCGUCUGGCGGAAAUAUAUGGUCCAAUCUUCAAACUUAAUCUCGGCGGUGUCGAAAAAUUAUUCAUAUCCACACAAGCUCUCCUCAAUGAGAUCUGCGACGAGAAGAGGUUUACAAAGAUAGUAGCUGGAGGUCUAGAGCAAGUUCGCAAUGGUGUCGGUGAUGGCCUCUUCACUGCAAGGCAUGGAGAAGAAAACUGGGAGUUGGCUCAUCGAGUUUUGAUGCCAGCAUUCGGUCCCCUAUCCAUUCGAUCUAUGUUUGACGAAAUGCAUGACAUAGCUUCACAAUUAGUGAUGAAAUGGGCUAGGUUUGGGUCAAAGGAGAAGAUUGAUGUUACCGAUGGCUUUACGAGAUUGACGCUUGAUUCAAUUGCCUUAUGUGCAAUGGGAACCCGUUUCAAUAGUUUUUACCAUGAAGAUAUGCAUCCUUUUGUCGAUGCCAUGACUGGGUUCCUUCUCGAGUCCGGUGCUAGAGCGCAAAGACCUGCGAUUGCCAACUAUUUCAUGCGUUCGGCACAAGCCAAAUACGAUGCUGAUAUCAACUUGCUUCAAAGCGUUGCUAAAGAACUUUUGGCUGAGAGAAGAGCAAAUCCAAACGAUAAAAAAGAUCUACUGAAUGCCAUGAUUAACGGCAGAGAUCCAAAAACUGGCAAAGGUCUUCCAGAUUCGAACAUUUUGAACAACAUGAUUACCUUUCUCAUCGCCGGUCACGAAACAACGAGUGGCAUGCUCUCAUUCCUUUUCUAUUAUUUGUUGAAAAAUCCUUCAGCAUACCAGGCAGUUCAGCGUGAAGUCGAUGAAGUCGUAGGCAAGGGACCCAUCACGAUUGAUCACAUGUCAAAACUCCCGUAUAUUGAGGCCUGUCUCCGAGAGACGCUGAGGUUGACUCCUACGGCACCCGCUUUCACGGUCUUUCCUUUACCUGAUUCAACUGAGUCGCCUAUCAUUCUUGGCGGUAAAUACGAAGUUAAGCCAGGGCAACCUAUUCUUGCUCUUAUUCCUGCUGUUCACCGUGACCCUACUGUCUACGGUGACGAUGUCUCUUCAUUCAAACCUGAACGUAUGCUUGACGAGCCAUUCAAAAAUUUACCGCCUAACGCCUGGAAACCUUUCGGCAAUGGUAUGAGAGGGUGCAUCGGAAGGCCUUUCGCUUGGCAAGAGUCAAUUCUCGCCGUCGCUAUGCUCUUACAAAACCUCAAUUUCAGGAUGGAUGAUCCAAGUUACAACCUUCUUAUCAAACAAACUUUGACUCUCAAACCAGACGGAUUUUUCAUGCACGCCAGUUUGCGGGAUGGCAUUGACCCUAUUCACCUCGAAAAAAUGUUACAUGUUGAUGUUUCAAAGGAACGUCUGUCAGAAAGCGAUCAAAAACUUGCCAAGGUCUUGAGCAAUUCUGGAAAACCAAAACAACCAAUGUCUAUCUUCUAUGGUUCAAACUCCGGAACAUGUGAAGCUCUUGCUCGAAGUCUUGCAAGAGAAGCCAGUGGACGUGGUUACGAGGCUCAAGUCGACCCUCUUGACGCUGCUGUAGACAAGAUUCCCAAGGAUCAGCCAGUAAUUUUGAUAUCUUCUAGUUAUGAGGGACAACCUCCUGAUAAUGCCUGUCAUUUUGUUGAGUGGUUGGAGAACUUACAAGGUAGUGAACGUCUUAAGGGAGUCAAAUAUGCUGUAUACGGAUGCGGAAAUCAUGAUUGGGUGUCGACUUUCCACCGGGUUCCCAAAUUACUCGACAGUGGAUUUGAGGAGAACGGCGCUACUAGAAUCGGGGAUACUGGAUUAGGCGAUGUUGCUGCUGGAGACAUCUUUGAGGCAUUUGAUGAAUGGCAAGACAAGCAUCUCUGGACCAAAUUAACCAGCAGCGCGGAUCAUGGAGAAGAAGUAGGUUUGGAAAUUGAAAUCGAUUCUACCUCCCGCUCUUCGAGACUUCGACAAGACGUUCGUGAGUCAAUUGUUCUCAGCAACAAGGUUUUAACAGCACCCGGGGAACCAGAGAAACGUCACAUAUCACUCAAAAUUCCAACUGGAAUGUCAUACCGUGCUGGCGACUACAUGGCAGUUCUUCCAAUAAACAAUUCCAAGAAUAUUCGACGAGUUUUGAAACAAUAUGGACUUCCUUGGGAUGCUAUGUUACAUAUUAAAGCUAGUCCUAAUACCACUUUACCAACUGGACACCCAAUAUCUGUAUGGGACGUUCUUGGGGCUUACGUCGAACUCAGUCAAGUUGCAACUCGAAAGAACGUCGCAAAAAUUGCCUCAAGUACACCUGAGCCAGAAGUGAGAGAAAAGAUCGAAUAUCUAGCCAAGGAAGGCUUUGACAAGGAGAUUUUACUCAAACGACGUUCGCCACUGGAUAUACUCGAAGAGUACCCGUCCGCUGCACUAUCCCUUGGAGAUUUCUUAGCCAUGCUUCCACCCAUGAGAAUUCGCCAAUACUCAAUCUCCUCAUCACCACUUGAGGACCCUAGUGUUGCAACUUUGACCUGGUCUGUUCUUGAUACAGUUUCGAAAGCCGGGGAAUCGAAACGCCAUUUGGGAGUGGCAUCGAAUUAUCUUUCUUCUGUUGAAGAAGGAGACCGUGUACAUGUUUCUGUCAAACCAAGUCGUGGAGCUUUCCAUCCUCCUACUGACUUAGAAAAUACUGCAGUAAUUUAUAUUUGCGCUGGAACUGGGUUAGCCCCUUUCCGUGGUUUCGUACAAGAGCGAGCCUUGCAAAUAGCUGCUGGACGAAAAUUAGCCCCUGCGUACUUAUUUAUUGGUUGUGGACAUCCCGAUAAAGAUGCUCUGUUCUCUGAUGAAUUGAAGAAAUGGGAGGCGGAUGGUGUGGUCAAACUCUACUACGCGUUCUCAAAGGCUCCAGAAUUAAGCAAAGGGUGUCGCCAUGUUCAAGAUAGACUCUGGGAAGAGAGAGAAGAGCUAAAGAAGGCUUUCGAUAGUGGCGCAAAGUUGUAUGUCUGUGGUUCGAGUAUGGUUGGAGAAGGUGUCUCGGUCAUGACUAAGAAGAUUUACGCGGAGGCUGCUGAUUUACUCGGAAAGACUAAGACGGAUGAGGAGGUUGAGGAUUGGUUUCAGGGCAUUAAGAAUGAUAGGUAUGCAAGUGAUGUUUUCACUUAA